Anthostomella pinea is the source of this 744-nucleotide messenger RNA. The record is from the annotation of a GenBank genome assembly. NCBI's taxonomy places the organism in Eukaryota, Fungi, Ascomycota, Sordariomycetes, Xylariales, Xylariaceae.
AUGAGUACUACCGAGAACACCGAGCCUAAGGUCGAGGAGACCAAGCCCGCCGAGGGGAGCGACAGCAAGCCCCUCGCUUCGUCCUCCGUUUUCUCCAUGUUUGGUGGUGGCGCAAAGAAGGAGAAGAAGGACGACGACGAGGACCGUGGCGACAACUCUGGCAGUGCCAAGGCCCAGCGCGACGCUGCCGCUGCCGCUAAAGGCGACGAGGAGGAAGCACCCCCUGAGUCGGAAGACGUGCACUUCGAGCCCGUGGUCAAGCUUACCGAGCAAGUCGAGACCGUCACACACGAGGAAUCCGAGGAGCAGGUCUUCAACAUGCGCUGCAAGAUGUUCAAGUUCGUUCAGGAGACUCGCGAGUGGAAGGAGCGCGGUACCGGCCCCCUCCGCCUGCUGAAGCACAAGGAGAAUGGCAAGACUCGCCUGGUCAUGCGACGAGACAAGACCCUCAAAGUUUGCGCCAACCACUACAUUACCCCCGAUAUGACGAUCGCUCCCAUGUCUACUAGCGACCGCGCUUGGCUCUGGAACGUUGCCGCCGAUGUUAGCGAGGGCGAACCCGAAGCCAUCACUGUGUCUGUGCGCCUGGCCAAUGCUGAAAACGCCAACCUGCUCAAGGAGGCUUGGCUCAAGGCGCAAAAGGAGAACGAGGAUCUGUUCAGCGCCGAGGGAAAGAACGAGGAGCCCAAGGAGGAGGAGCCCAAGGCCGAGGAAGAGAAGAAGGAGGAGCCUGCUGCUGCGUAA